Molecule: messenger RNA, 1165 nt
Organism: Ctenocephalides felis (cat flea)
Lineage: Eukaryota; Metazoa; Arthropoda; Insecta; Siphonaptera; Pulicidae
Product: smoothelin-like protein 2
Exons: 8
Coding region: 1-1056 (351 amino acids)
Biological process (GO): actin cytoskeleton organization
Cellular component (GO): filamentous actin; microtubule organizing center
Molecular function (GO): protein binding
Source: RefSeq, a predicted model, not a curated record
AUGGGAAUUAAAAAUAACAAUGGUAACCUUACAAAAGCAGAUGCCCCCAGCGCUAUUUCUAACAGCGAGGAUGCUCAGAGGUCGCCCACGGCGCUCGCCUUGAACGAAAUGGAAACAAAAGACACACUCAUCAGACUGCACGUUACUAAAUCCAAUCUCGGAAAUACAGCUGACGUCAUUCAAAAGCCACCAUAUGCCAGACAGGAUUCUCGUGUAUCUGUCAAAUGUUUAAUCGAAGACAUAGAAAAGCAAGCUGCACAAAAAUUACCAACGAAACAUUUGUCAAGUGUUGACAAAACUAGUUCAGCCAACAGUUCGACUGGCAGCUUAAACAGUUUAUCAAAUGUGCAGCAGUCGACAAAUGACAUCAUCAGUACUCUUAGUCCUACUAAUAAUCGAGAUGCCAAUUGGGCUGAUACCAUGUUUGAACAAAAUACACAGAGUGGACAUGGAUAUGUCAAAAAUCCAUUACGAGAACAAUCUCAGCAAAACAAAUACCAAUAUUUGUCUAAAACCACACCUGUUACUCCUAAAACAUCAAUGAAACUGUACAACACACAUCCUGAUGUGGUAGCGGGAGGUCCCACAUAUGCUUAUUUGAAAAGCAAUUACAAAUCAACUCAUGGCAAAACCGCAGAUGAACAGAAAAUUUCAGAUUACACCAGGAGAAGCAGCCAUGGAGAUCAAGUAGCCGAACACCGCGAUCCUCUGAACGCCCUCUACGCGAACGGGGGCUCCAAAAGGAACGCCCUCUUGAAGUGGUGCCAGGAACGCACUGCUGGAUACCGGAACAUUGAUAUAACCAACUUCUCUUCGUCGUGGAACGACGGCAUGGCCCUCUGCGCCCUGCUUCAUACUUACAUACCAGACCGGAUACCCUACGGAACGCUGGUGCCGAACGAGAAGCGACGCAACUUCAGCUUGGCCUUCGCGGCGGCCGAGAGCGUCGGCAUCCCGACCAGCCUGAAUAUUAACGACAUGAUACAAUUGGAACGACCGGAUUGGCAUCAAGUAAUGGCGUAUGUGAUCGCGAUCUACAAACAUUUCGAAGUUUAACAUAUAUUAUUGAUUGUAUUACUAGAUUUUUAGUUGUUAAUGAUUACUAUGUGAUGAAGUCGACGAUAAAGAAAAUAAUAAUUAUUUUUUGUAUAUAUGCAUAUAAUAU